Molecule: messenger RNA, 2426 nt
Organism: Chrysochloris asiatica (Cape golden mole)
Lineage: Eukaryota; Metazoa; Chordata; Mammalia; Afrosoricida; Chrysochloridae
Gene: PLOD2
Product: procollagen-lysine, 2-oxoglutarate 5-dioxygenase 2
Exons: 20
Coding region: 1-2277 (758 amino acids)
Biological process (GO): peptidyl-lysine hydroxylation
Cellular component (GO): endoplasmic reticulum
Molecular function (GO): procollagen-lysine 5-dioxygenase activity; iron ion binding; L-ascorbic acid binding
Source: RefSeq, a predicted model, not a curated record
AUGGGGCGGUGCGCGGGGAGGUUCCCGCUGCUCUGGCUGACGCUCGUCUUCCCCCCAUGGAAUGCGUGUCUGGGUGCCCACCAGGAGAAACCCUCUAGCAUCCCCUCAGAUAAAUUAUUAGUCAUAACUGUAGCAACAAAAGAAAGUGAUGGAUUCCACCGAUUCAUGCAGUCCGCCAAAUACUUCAAUUAUACUGUGAAGGUCCUUGGCCAAGGAGAAGAGUGGAGAGGUGGUGAUGGAAUCAACACUAUUGGAGGGGGCCAAAAAGUGAGAUUACUGAAAGAAGUCAUGGAACAUUAUGCCAGUCAAGAAGAUCUGCUUAUAUUAUUUACUGAAUGCUUUGAUGUCAUAUUUGCUGGUGGUCCAGAAGAAGUUUUAAAGAAAUUCCAGAAGUUAAACCACAAAGUUGUCUUUGCAGCUGAUGGAAUUCUAUGGCCAGAUAAAAGAAUAGCAGACAAGUAUCCCAUUGUGCACAUUGGGAAACGCUACCUGAAUUCAGGAGGAUUUAUUGGCUAUGCUCCAUCUGUUAACCGUAUAGUUCAACAGUGGAAUCUCCAAGAUAAUGAUGAUGAUCAGCUCUUUUACACAAAAAUUUAUAUUGAUCCACUAAAGAGAGAAGCUAUUAACAUCACAUUGGAUCACAAAUGCAAAAUUUUCCAGACCUUAAAUGGAGCUGUAGAUGAAGUUGUUUUAAAAUUUGAAAAUGGAAAAGCCAGAGCUAAGAAUAGUUUUUAUGAAACAUUACCCGUGGCAAUUAAUGGAAACGGACCCACCAAGAUUGUACUGAAUUAUUUAGGAAACUACAUACCUAAUGCAUGGACACAGGACAGUGGCUGCACUCUUUGCAAUGUGGAUGUAAUUGACUUGUCUGCAGUAGAUGUCUAUCCAAAUGUAACAAUAGGCAUUUUUAUUGAACAACCUACACCUUUCCUGUCUCGAUUUCUGGACAUGCUAUUGACAUUGGAGUAUCCAAAAGAAGUACUUAAACUCUUUAUUCAUAAUAAAGAAGUCUAUCAUGAAAAGGACAUCAAAGAAUUUUUUGAUAAAGCUAAACAUGAAAUCAGUACUAUAAAAAUAGUAGGACCAGAAGAAAAUCUAAGUCAAGCUGAAGCCAGAAACAUGGGAAUGGAUUUUUGCCGUCAGGAUGAAAAAUGCAAUUACUACUUUAGUGUGGAUUCGGAUGUUGUUUUGACAAACCCGAGGACUUUAAAAAUUUUGAUUGAACAAAACAGAAAAAUUAUUGCUCCUCUGGUAACUCGUCAUGGAAAGCUGUGGUCCAAUUUCUGGGGCGCAUUGAGUCCUGAUGGAUACUAUGCUCGAUCUGAAGAUUACGUAGACAUUGUUCAAGGGAAUAGAGUAGGGAUAUGGAAUGUCCCAUAUAUGGCCAAUGUAUACUUAAUUAAAGGAGAGACACUCCGAUCAGAGAUGAAUGAAAGGAACUACUUUGUUCGUGAUAAAUUGGACCCUGAUAUGGCUCUUUGCCGAAACACUAGAGAAAUGACUUUACAAAGGGAAAAAGACUCCCCUACUCCGGAAACAUUCCAAAUGCUCAGACCCCCGAAGGGUGUAUUUAUGUAUAUUUCUAAUAGACAUGAAUUUGGAAGGCUGUUAUCAACAGCUAAUUAUAAUACUUCCCAUUACAACAAUGACCUCUGGCAGAUCUUUGAAAAUCCUGUGGAUUGGAAGGAAAGGUAUAUAAGCCGUAACUAUUCGAAGAUUUUCACCGAAAAUUUGGUUGAACAGCCUUGUCCAGAUGUCUUUUGGUUUCCCAUCUUUUCUGAAGAAGCCUGUGAUGAAUUGGUGGAAGAAAUGGAGCACUAUGGCAAGUGGUCUGGGGGAAAACAUCAUGAUAGCCGUAUAUCUGGUGGUUAUGAAAACGUCCCAACGGAUGAUAUCCACAUGAAGCAAAUUGAUCUGGAGAAUGUAUGGCUGCAUUUUAUCCGAGAGUUUAUUGCACCAGUUACACUGAAAGUCUUUGCAGGCUAUUAUACAAAGGGGUUCGCAUUAUUGAAUUUUGUAGUAAAAUACUCACCUGACAGACAGCGUUCUCUUCGCCCUCAUCAUGAUGCGUCUACAUUUACCAUCAACAUUGCUCUCAAUAGUGUGGGAGAAGAUUUUCAGGGUGGUGGAUGUAAAUUUUUAAGGUACAACUGCUCCAUUGAGUCACCACGUAAAGGCUGGAGUUUCAUGCAUCCUGGGAGACUCACCCAUUUGCACGAAGGACUUCCUGUUAAAAAUGGAACACGAUACAUUGCAGUGUCAUUUAUAGAUCCCUGAGUUACUUCCUUUUCAUUGAAUUGGACUUUCCUUUCGGAAUGAGUGCCUGACAUGAGCAUGCCUUUGAAGCUGUGCUUGAGAAGAUGAGAGGAAUAUUUCAAUAACUUCAACAGAACAACUUUACUUUGGACCAAAUAUUUGAAAACUUU